Molecule: messenger RNA, 3037 nt
Organism: Oryzias latipes (Japanese medaka)
Lineage: Eukaryota; Metazoa; Chordata; Actinopteri; Beloniformes; Adrianichthyidae
Source: RefSeq, a predicted model, not a curated record
AUGGAGCUGUGGAGUGGGAAACGGAGCGUGCAUCUCACGGUGCCAAGCGUCGUCACCAACUGGGAAACAGAUGCAUUCUGCCUGAACAGUCACGGCUUUGGCCUGGCUCAACAGAAAACUCUCUUCGUCUCCCCGCCCUUCACUCUCCACCUCGCCACGCCCGACUCGGUCUUCCUUGGAGAGAGCUUCGUUCUGAAGGCCACCGUCACCAACAACCUCCAGAGCUGCAUUAAGAUCAAGCUGAGUCCUGCUCAUUCCUCGGAUUUGUCUGUGACACAGCUUUCCAGUCACCUGUGCACUUUCUGCCUGUGUGGUGGCAAGAGCAAAACUCUCAGAUGGACCAUAGCUCCAACGGUCUUGGGAACUGUGACCAUGACGAUAACUGCUGCAGCUGUGGACGCUGACACGUAUUGUGAGGGUCACCCCGUGGUUGUUCCAGAAAAAGGCCACACCAGCUCGAAGACGAGAUCUAUCGAUGUUAAGGCUGGAGGCAUUGAAAUAAGACAAACUGAAAGCUGGCUGCUCUGUUCUAAAGGUCCGGUUGUGAGAGCAGUAAUGGACGUGGAGAUGCCUGAAGUUGUGGUUCCUGGAUCUCUCAAUAUCAAAGUGGCAGCGAUGGGCGAUGUCCUCAACCGAUUGGUGCACAACCUGGGAGAACCGCUUGACUUUCCUUAUGAAAACGGGGACUGGAACAUAGCGUCAAUGGCCAUCAACAUUUAUGUCCUCAACUACCUGAAGGAGACUCAACAGCUGGAGCACUCCAUGAAAGAGGAAGAGGCCGUCAACUUCCUCAAAAAAGGCAAGUUCCUUCAUUCUGUGAGUGUGAAACUGAACUUUGUAUGGAUUGCUGUUGCAGCUUACCAGACCCAGCUGUCCUUCAAGGACAAAAGCGGAGCCUUCAGCAUCUUCGAAUCAGGACCAAGGAGUUCUUGGCUCACGGCUCUGGUGUUGGUGACUUUGUACCAAGCUCAGCCUUAUAUCUUCAUCGAUGAAAAUGUCAUUAAUGAGGCCAGGAAGUGGCUGGAAUGCCAACAGCGAGAAAACGGUUGCUUCAAAGUGUCGGGCAAACAUUUAACCAAGAAAAAGGGGGGCUGUGCUAUCGAUGAAGUGGCUUACAAUGCUUUCAUCCUCGCUGCCUUUCUAGAGAUGGGAGUCUCUCCAGAUGACCCUGUGGUGAAGAUGGGCCUGUGCUGCCUUAAAGAGUCCAUCAAAGAUCUUCAGAACCCCUUUGCUGCAGCUAUAUCUGCAUGGGUCUUCACGCUGGCGAAAGACAUGGAGCCCCGUGCUCAACUGCUGCACUACCUCGACACGAUUGCAAUCAAAGAAGGAGACGUCAUCUACUGGUCUCACGUGGAAACAGAAACUUCGGUCUUUUCAUCUUUGCUCAUCAGCUCCUACGUGAUCCUGGCUAAGCUGACAGUCACAGGUUCUCCUAGAGACCUCAGAUCUGCAUCUCAUACCUUUAAGUGGCUGGUGGAGCAUCUGAACUACUAUAGUACCUUUUCUUCCACUCAGGACACAAUGGUGGCUGUUAAGGCCAUAGCCCUCUACUCCAAGUGCAUGUAUACUCCUACGUGGUCGAGCACAGUCAGCAUUUGGUCUCCCAAUGACAAAGUCGUGUUUCAGCUGACUCCACACAACAAACUGCUCUACCAGGAGAUGGUGCUGCAGGACAUAAAUGGAAAAUACAGUGUGAAGAUGAAGGGCACGGCCUGUGCUUUGGUGCAGCUUUCCCUUUGGUACAACGUGGUUAAGGCCAACCCCGACACCUCUCUGAGUGUGGAUGUGCAGCUGGAGCUCCACCCCAGUCGCUCUAAAAGGCUCAAAUUAACCAUGAAGAUGAUUUCCCUGUACAGUGGACAUCAAUUAUGCACAAACAUGGUGGUCCUGGAGAUCCAGCUCCCCACUGGAUUCUGUCCUCUCCCACAGUCUUUGCGUAGUCUCAGGAGCGGUGUGGAUGUAGAGCAUGUGGUCUACAAGGACAACCGUGUUUUUGUGUAUGUGCGCAAGUUACAUAAGAACAUACCCAUCAUCCAUAAGUUACACCUGGUGCAGGAGUACUUCGUCUUCAAUAACAAGGCAGUCAAUGUCCUCAUCUAUGACUACAACAAUCCAGCUGUUAGCGGUGUGACAAAGUACUGUCUGUCCUCCUUAACCAAAGACAAGUUCCUGCCGUAUCACCACCACCAUCACAAGGACAGGCACUGACUUUGAUCAGCCUGGUAACCAUAAAUAUCACAGCUUGAGAGGAACUUUUACUCAAAGGGUCAUCAGAGACCAAUGUCAUGUUCCAAGCGGCAUUUCCCAGGCCAUAGAAGUCUUUGCCUUCCAAUAUAAACCAAUUUUUUGUAAUAAAAUGUUCUUAUUUAAGAGUUUACUUCCUGAGCUUUUUUAUAUCAGAAAUGACAGCAACAAUUUUUAGGCUUCAAGAACAAAGCCUAAAAAAGAUGAAGGUUUGAGAUUGAAGGUGAAACAUUUUCCUGUUGAAAAUUUUUUUAUUAUAAUUUUUUUUCUUCAAAUACCUAAAAGUGGAUGUAAAUCUGAAAUCCAAGUCCAGUGUGACAAACAUCCAAAAUGCUGAAACAAUAUACUUUUGAACACAGUAACAAGAGGAGCUCCGGACCUGUUUGGACUUACUGACACAAGCAGGACUUCAUUGGACUGUUCACGCGUGCAAAUUGCUGAAUGUUUUGGUUUUUUUUUUUACAUGGUUCACUUCAUCCAACAGACUAAGAAGGAAGAAACCUUUCCCGCUGGAUAGCACUAAACACUGAACUGGUGUAAAGGCGUCACUUUCUGAGGAUCUUAUUUGUAAAAUGACCUAUAAAACUGAAGAAAAAAAAGCUUUAAUCUCCAACAUGCUGAACGCGCAUUUGGAAGUGUAUGGAUAAAACUGUUUUUGUCAAUGUUUAAUUUUAAAGACAGUUAGUCUGAAUAGAAUUGAUUUUCAACUUAAAGAUAUUUAUUUCAAAGCAACAAAAGCAAACAAAACUGUUUCUUUUUGAGUUGAAAUAAAUUCAAAUGAUCUGGAACAUUC